Messenger RNA from Salvelinus fontinalis (brook trout), 5054 nucleotides. RefSeq names its product leucine-rich repeat-containing protein 1-like. The coding region runs from base 451 to 2022 and encodes 523 amino acids. Lineage: Eukaryota; Metazoa; Chordata; Actinopteri; Salmoniformes; Salmonidae. The transcript is spliced from 14 exons. Gene Ontology annotation, cellular component: postsynaptic membrane; adherens junction; postsynaptic density. Gene Ontology annotation, biological process: neurotransmitter receptor transport postsynaptic membrane to endosome; neurotransmitter receptor transport, endosome to postsynaptic membrane. The record is from RefSeq and is a predicted model, not a curated record. Gene Ontology annotation, molecular function: protein binding.
CGUCAGAUUGGAAUGAGGGAGUGAAUGUUCCGGGUCAGACACGGGACUGAGAGGAAAUUAACUCUGGGACAAGGAAAACAGUAGGUUACACGAAAUAAAACAGAGAUGUGAUCGUUUUCUGGACACGAUUAGAAAAACUACUAACAUCAGAGAGGCGACGUGAUUAAAGGAUAAAGAACCAAGCGAAAAUCAGGUGCCUAUAAGUAUUCAAAGUGAGAUAGACAGCGUAUGUAUUCCAUGGUGUCCAGUGCAAUUUAUUUACGCCUGUGGAGGUGGUUUCGAUGUUUGUUUUCUUUGAAAAUUCGUUCGAAGAGCAAGAAGGUGUUUGGCAAGCCAUCUAGCUAGUUCAGUUCGAGUAGUAGCUGGCCGUAUUCAGUUGCGCCUUCCGUUUCUUUUAUUUGACGUCUUUUCGGGAUAUUUUUUAAGAACGGAUUUUGCCAUCACCCAGUGAUGUUUCAGUGUAUACCCCUGUGGCGGUGCAAUCGUCAUGUUGAAUUGAUCGAUAAGCGGCACUGUUCUCUGUUAUACGUUCCGGAUGAGAUCUACCGCUACAGUCGGAGUUUGGAGGAGCUUUUGCUGGAUGCUAACCAACUCAGUGACUUGCCCAAGCCAUUUUUUCAGCUGCUAAAGCUACGAAAGCUGGGCCUGAGUGACAACGAGAUCCAAAGACUUCCUCCAGAAAUAGCAAACUUCAUGCAGCUAGUAGAACUUGAUGUCUCUCGUAAUGACAUCAUGGAAAUUCCAGAGAGCAUCUCUAACUGUAAAGCUCUCCAAGUAGCAGACUUUAGUGGAAACCCAUUAACAAGAUUGCCUGAGAGUUUUCCAGAGCUUCAGAAUUUAACAUGCCUUUCCAUCAAUGACAUUUCAUUGCAGGCUCUUCCCGAAAACAUUGGAAACCUCUCCAACUUGGUAUCACUGGAACUCAGAGAGAAUCUGCUGACAUAUUUACCAGAGUCACUAUCACUACUUCACAGACUUGAGGAGCUUGACCUAGGGAACAAUGAACUUUACAAUUUGCCAGAAACAAUAGGAUGUCUUGUCAGCUUAAAGGACUUGUGGCUGGAUGGAAACCAGUUGGCUGAAAUACCUGCAGAGAUGGGCAGCAUGAAAAGCCUCCUGUGUCUAGAUGUAUCAGAGAACAAGCUGGAGCACCUUCCAGAGGAGAUGGGUGGCCUGGUCUCCCUUACUGACCUGCUGGUGUCCCAGAACCUCAUCAAUGCUCUGCCAGAGGGCAUAGGAAAACUGAGGCGACUGUCAAUAUUGAAAGCAGACCAGAAUCGGCUUGCCCAGCUACCAGAGAGCAUUGGGAACUGUGAGAGUCUCACUGAACUGGUGCUCACUGAGAAUCGGCUACAGAGUUUGCCAAGAAGUAUUGGAAAACUAAAGAGACUUUCCAACUUCAACUGUGAUAGGAACCGACUAGCGUCAUUGCCUAAAGAGAUUGGAGGCUGCAGUAGCCUGAAUGUCUUCUGUGUUCGAGGGAACAGGCUGACAAGAAUUCCCUCUGAGAUCUCUCAGGCCACAGAACUGCAUGUGUUUGAUGUGUCUGGAAAUAGACUACUCCACCUACCCAUAUCUCUGACCAUGCUGCGACUCAAGGCCCUGUGGCUGUCAGAGAACCAGUCCCAGCCUCUACUCACCUUCCAGAAUGACAUGGAUCCAGAGUCGGGGGAAAAAGUGCUCACCUGUGUUCUCCUGCCCCAGCAGCCUUCAGAACCUGACAGUAAAGGCUCAGACAACCUGGCUCGCUGCGGUGCUCUGGAGAGCCUGGUGAAUGAUGUGGUUGAUGACACCUGGGAUGACAGGGCCAUGAACAGGAUCAGUGCCAUCCACUUCCUGGAUGAUGACGAUGACGAGGAUGAUGAAAAGGGAACGCUGAUGCGACGGGCCACUCCUCACCCAGGCGAGCUGAAGACUAUGAAGAAAGCAGCGGAGAACCUCCGCAACGACCUGAACGCCGCCAAAGGCCUGGAUUCCAACAAAAACGAGGUCAAUAAUGCUACAGUCACCACGUCUGUGUGACUCUUACCUCAGAAACAUUCUUACCUCCUGUGUCUCUCGCCAUGUUCUCCUGCACAACCCCUUGAACCUACAUUUCCCCACAAACCCCUCUGCGAUCUACCUACCCCUCCUGCAGCUCAUCCCUGGGACUCUGCUGUGAUCCUCUUGUCCAGUAUCUUACUUCAUUUCCAAUACCCUGCACGGUAUCUGGCUCAGACUACCAGGGCCUAUGUGCCUUCUUUUCAAACUAUUGUGCUAUCUUUUCAAACAGCAAUAAUAUGCACAGGUGUGCUCCUUUUUAAAGGUAUUUUUUAAAGUUAGUGCUUUUUAAAGAUGUAUUUUUUCCUUUUUUUACAGACAAUAGGUAGUUGCACUACUGUAAGUCUUAAGUAUAUUAAAUAUUGUUGACAUCUUUAUAUAUAUUUGUUUUAUUUUUUAAACACUGGGGGAAUAUUUCUUUUUACAUUUUGGGGAUACUUAGUUUUGGACCUACUGAUUUAAGAAUUAUUGUAUAGUCAUUUGUGAAUAUUGAUACUUUUAUACUUUUUGGCAGCUCAGAUGUUGUAAAUUAAAACAAUGUAUAGCAAGUUUCUUAAACUAUCGCAGAAUUUAAAAAAAAAUGUUAUAUCUUGGUAUUUGGUACGUAUUUUAUUUCCUUUUUAGUGUUUUCUUUUUAAGUAAAGAAAUUAACAAAAAUGCAGUUGCUAAUGUUUUAUCAAAACAAUAUAAUUCCCUUUGGGUGAGUAGACAGCCUCGAAUCUUCUUUUCUACUCCAUUGUCUAACUUCUUAAUCAAAUCCUAAACUCACUUUUAUAUAGACAUGUUUGGUAAUUUUGUAAUUAAGUUUGGAACAUGUACCAUAACCACUCUCCCACAACAGAUUGAGUGGAAGUGACAAGGCUGUCUUACUUUUUUUCAUUGCGAUUCACUGCGUUGAAAUGUUUUCUUAAUACCAGAAACAGCUGCAUUUUAACAUUUGCCACUUUCUCCCUUUAGCAUAUGAGCUUAGACUUUCAAUGGCCAAUUUCAUUACAAACAAGGUAAUAAGGACCAGGGUGGAAUCUUUUGAAAAUGCAGUUUAAGCAUACACUAAUGCACUACUUUAAGUUUAUUGCGUCUUAAUAAAAACAGAUUGUUCUUCAAAUGGUACACUACAACAUUGAUUUAACUUUUUUUGUUUUAAAUGUAUUUCAAGGAGAGGACCAUAUAAAUUUGUUUUAAUGUGGAGUUCAUCUUUAAUGAUCAAGCUGCACAAAAACACAAUUUGAAAUUGGCAUGGACACUGAGCCUACAGAUUUGGAUUACUUUUAACCACAAAAAUAAAAUGGGUUUAAAACCAAACAUGAUUCAUUAUUCCCCUUAACUUCGUUUUUAGUCCAUUAGUCUUUAGAGUUUCAGCCUUUAGUCCUUUAUGAAAAAUGUAGACCUUCCGUUUUUGCUUCACCAUCUCACAAUUGUUAACAUGUCAUCUAACGUCUCAUAACUGUUAACAUGUCAAAUCAUAAAUGCCAUAUUUUUUGUAUUCAACCCGCACAUGCCCGUUAUCAUUGAUUAUUCUUAAAUACUGUAUGUAUUUGCCAUUAAAAUUGGAUUAGACUUUAACCGUUUAAUUAUUUUUUUUUAAAGGAAAUCACUCAGUUUUAACAAAGCCCAUUGAUAAAGAACUCAUCAGGGUGGUCAUUCACAUACACACAUUAGUACUUUUUCCUCAACCAUUCAUCUCCUGUUUUGUCCAUCCAACUUGCAUUGCAUGACUUGUGUAUAUAGUAUGCAACACCUCACCUAACUGUCAUGUGCUGUAUGUGAAGUCUGCUUGUCUUGAAAUGAGAGUGUAAGUAUGGACUGCAUUCAAUGUUGCAUUCACAAAGUUUAAAUUCCAUGUGUUUAUCUCAAGUAGAUGUUUAUAUUGUAUUAAUACAAUGCAAUGAGUAUCGUUAUCCCUAACCGUGCCCUGGUUUUAUUUAGGCUUUUAAAAGCAAAUUAUAUCCCCUGAACAGCUUGUAUGAUUUUCAAGUCUACAGUGCCUUCAGAAAGUAUUCAUACCUCUUGACUUAUUCCACAUUUUGUUCUUACAGCCUGAAUUCAAAAUGGUUUAAAUAUAUUUUUUCCCCGCCUAUCUACACACAAUACCCCAUAAUGACAAAGUGAAACAUGUUUUUAGCCAUUUUUGCUAAUUUAUUGAAAAUUAAAUACCUAAUUUACAUAAGUAUUGACCCGCCUGAGUCAAUACAAGUUAGAAUUACCGCUGUGAGUCUUUCUGGGCAAGUCUGAGCUUUGCACACCUGGAUUGUACACUAUUUGCCCAUUUAUUAUUUUCAAACCGCUUCAAGCGCUGGCAAAUUGGAUGUUGAUCGUUGCUAAACAACCAUUUUCAAGAUUUGCCUAGGGUUUCAAAUAGAUUUAAGUCAAAACUGUAACUCGGCUAUACAGGAACAUUCACUGUCUUCUUGGUAAGCAACCCCAGUAUAGAUUUUGCCUUGUUUUAGGUUAUUGUCCUGCUGAAAGGGGAAUUCAUCUCCCACUAUCUGGUGGAAAGCAGACUGAACCAGGUUUUACUCUUGGAUUUUGCCUGUGCUUUGCUCCAUUCAGUUUCUUUUUGUAUCCUGAAAAACUCCCCAGUCCGUAAUGAUUACAAGCAUACUCAUAACAUGAUGCAGCCGCCACUAUGCUUGAAAAAUAUGGAGUAUACAGAUAGCCUAGUGGUUAGAGUGUUGGCCAGUGACCGAAAGGUUGCUGGAUCAAAUCCCGAGCUGACAAGGUAAAUACUGUCGUUCUGCCCCUGAACAACCCACUGUAGGCCGUCAUUGUAAAUAAGAAUUUGUUCUUAACUGACUUGUCUAGUUAAAGGUUUCAUUUUUUUAUUUUAAAAAGUGUUGUAUUGGAUUUGCCCCAAACAUAACACUGUAUUGAGAACAGGAUGCAUGUUUUGGAAUAGUUUUCUGUACAUUCUUCCUUUUCACUCUAUCAAUUAGGUUAGUAUUGUGGAGUAACAAGAAUGUUGUUGAUCCAUCCUCAGUUUUCUCAUAUCACAGUCAUUAAACUCUGUUUUAAAA